CUGUGAACAGCCGCCGCCGCUAGGGCUCUGAUUAGCUGCCGCCAAAAGCUUAGUUCGUUAUUGGUUUUUCAAUCUCAGAUCAGUUUUUUUAGCUGUGUAUGGAAUCAAUGGCAGAUGAAAAGAUAAAGAUUGAAAAGUUUGAUGGAAGUGAUUUUGGGUUUUGGAAGAUGCAAAUCAAGGAUGUUCUUUAUCAGAAAGAGUUAUACCAAACGUUAUUGGGAGAAAAGCCAGAAAAGAUGAGUGAUGCAGAUUGGGUGAUUUUGGACAUGAAAGCUUUGGGAGUGGUCAGGUUGUCAUUGGCGAAGAGUGUUGCUUUCAACAUAGUCAAUGAAACAGCUACGCGCGGGUUAAUGAAAGCUUUUUCGAAUAUGUACGAGAAACCCUCAGCAGUGAACAAUAUGUUUUUGAUCAGCCAGUUGGUUAACACCAGAAUGAGGGAGGGUGCUUCAGUUACCAUUCACAUUAACCAGUUUAAUUUGGUCAUAACUCGGUUAGUAUCAGUUGGAAUUAAAUUUGAUGAUGAACUUCAGGCGUUGCUGCUUUUAUCUUCUUUGCCUGACAAAAUCAAGCUUGUGGAUGUUCCUGAGAUGAAUUACACAUCUAAGGACAAGCCCUAUCCACGGGGAGAGAUCUGUGUCAGGGGUCCCAUUGUUUUCCAAGGCUAUUACAAAGAUGAAGGGCAAACGAGAGAGGUACUUGAUGAAGAGAGUUGGCUGCACACGGGAGAUAUUGGAUUGUGGUUACCUGGGGGUCGUUUGAAGAUUAUUGACAGGAAAAAGAACAUAUUUAAGCUGGCACAGGGUGAAUAUAUUGCUCCAGAGAAAAUUGAAAAUGCUUAUGCCAAGUGCAAAUUUGUUGCACAAUGCUUUGUAUAUGGUGAUAGCUUGAAUUCCUCUCUAGUUUCUGUGGUUUGUGUAGAUCCAGAUGUGUUGAAGGAGUGGGCUACAUCCGAGGGUAUUAAGUAUGAAACUUUGCAACAACUAUGCAAUGAUCCAAGAGCCAGGGCUGCCGUUCUAGCAGACAUGGAUGCUGUAGGAAGGGAGGCUCAGUUGAGAGGGUUUGAAUUUGCGAAAGCUGUCACCUUAGUAGCUGAGCCAUUUACAAUUGAGAAUGGUCUCCUUACACCCACAUUCAAGGUUAAGAGGCCACAGGCAAAAGCAUACUUUGCCGACGCAAUAUCUCAAAUGUAUGAUGAGCUUUCCAGAUCGGAUCCUGCACAGAAAAUAGUUCUCUAGCCAAAAAAAACAGAGCAAAGCAAAUGAAUGCUUCAGGUGCCCUGCUUAUUUCUCCUCUUAUUCUCAAAUAAAGAAAGUGCCCUUGAAGCUAAUGUUGUAUUUUCAAGCAUACCACACUUCUGUUUUCGUAUAGAUAUUACAGAGUAUAGCCGAAAGGAUUCUUUUAAAUACACGACGAAAGAGCACUUACAGGAUGAAAAGCUAAAAAUAAUAAGGUAUUUAACUGUUUGUUUCAUGGCUUUCAAAUGAAAAAUAAUAAAAUCAUGUUUCUCUUGAUGAUGCAAAGACAUUAUUUUGACUGCUAUUCAAGUUAGAGACAGUAUGAUACAAUUCCAUGUGAGUCAAUAAUACGGCCCAUUUUUA
This is a messenger RNA of Cuscuta campestris, 1598 nucleotides long. The record is from the annotation of a GenBank genome assembly. Lineage: Eukaryota; Viridiplantae; Streptophyta; Magnoliopsida; Solanales; Convolvulaceae.